Molecule: messenger RNA, 1452 nt
Organism: Myripristis murdjan (pinecone soldierfish)
Lineage: Eukaryota; Metazoa; Chordata; Actinopteri; Holocentriformes; Holocentridae
Gene: foxj1a
Product: forkhead box J1a
Exons: 2
Coding region: 1-1452 (483 amino acids)
Biological process (GO): regulation of transcription by RNA polymerase II
Cellular component (GO): nucleus
Molecular function (GO): DNA-binding transcription factor activity, RNA polymerase II-specific; RNA polymerase II cis-regulatory region sequence-specific DNA binding
Source: RefSeq, a predicted model, not a curated record
AUGCUGUCUCUGAGCUGUGCCGACCCCUGGCCUGAAGGCUCAGUGGGGCUGGAGGAGGAGGUGGUGACGGCCGCCGUCCAGGCCGAGGAACGGGACGGCCUUAGCAGCAGCAACAUCAACACCAGCUGCUGCAGCUCGGCGGGCUCCGUCAGCCUGGACGACAGCCUGACCAGCCUGCAGUGGCUCCAGGAGUUCUCCAUCCUCAGUGCCAACGGGCCUCAGCAGGCCCCGCUCUCUGCCCACCACCAGCCUCACCUCUUUGGCCACCAGCAGCUGGGCUCUGAGGCCCCGGCGUCCCCUCUGGCCGGGGACCCCGCCUCAAUUGGCAUGCCCCUGACUCCAGGGAAGCCCACGGCCGCAGCCUACAGUCGGAUGCAGUCCCUGCCUGGGAUCGUGGCCCACGGCCACUGUCCUGAUGAGGUGGACUACAAGACCAACGCCCACAUCAAGCCGCCGUACUCCUACGCCACACUCAUCUGCAUGGCCAUGCAGGCCAGCAAGAAGAGCAAGAUCACGCUGUCCUGCAUCUACAAGUGGAUCACCGACAACUUCUGCUACUUCCGCCACGCUGAUCCCACCUGGCAGAACUCCAUCCGGCACAACUUGUCCCUGAACAAGUGUUUCAUCAAAGUGCCGAGGCAGAAAGACGAGCCAGGGAAGGGCGGAUUCUGGAAGAUCGAUCCGCAGUAUGCAGAGCGCCUCCUGAGUGGUGCUUACAAGAAGAGGCGAAUGCCACCUGUCCAGAUCAACCCUGCCCUGCAACACAGGCUGAGGGUCAACGCCCAGCCACAGUCCAGAGGCCCCUACAGCCUCACAGGUGGUCAGAGUGGCCUAUGCGUCACCCUGGAGUCCCAGCAGCUCCUCAGGGAGUUUGAAGAGGCCACUGGUGCCGACCAGAACUGGGACCCCCAUCUGGCAGAGGGAACCAUGCUGGGGUCCUGGCCGGUGGGCAAGGGAACUGGCGGGCACAAGAGGAAACAGUCACAGGGCUCCAGAACUGGCGGCUCCAAAGCUCCCCGGCGAUCCAGCUCCCCGCUGCUGCCUGUGGACGAGCCGAAGGAGCUGGGAUCUCUGAAGGGGAACUUUGACUGGGACGCCCUGCUGGACUCCGCCCUCAACGGUGAGCUUAGCCUGGACGGAGGAGGACCGCUGAGCCCCAUCCCAAAAGAGGAGGACCUGACGGUGCGGGGAACACACGUCAGCCCUGUGGAAGCCCCCGCCGGGAUGGCAGACAUCCACGUGUUGGCGGAAACCCAAAGGAACAAUGAAGUGUCAGACUUUGAUGAGGAGACCUUCCUCGCCACAGCCUUCCUGCAGAGCCCCUGGCCAGAAGAGGAGGAACAAGGCCGCAAUGAUUUCCUUUGUAGCUCAGCUGUUAACCUGGACCAGCUGUUCGACCUGGGAGACUCCCUGGGCGGAGACCUCAGCACCCGGAUUGACACCCUCCUUUGA